CUCACUGCACCAGGGCUAAGGGACUCCUCGUCCCCUCGCUGCAGAUUUAACUCAUUUCCAUCAGCGUCAUUUUUCUUUGCUUUAUUUUUAUUGCACAUGCUGCUUUGGACUGAUACGUUGCAUUCACUGCUUGCUGUGUGCCAAGAUACGAGGAUUAAUGCAUUGAAGACAUGGAUUGUCCUUUUCAUCUGAGGUAAAACAUGGCUUUUUGCAGAGGACAGUGCUUAAAAACUGGGACUCCGACCGGGACUUGGUCUUUUUAUUCGCGCCGCUUGAGUGGAUUCUCCUUUUGUUUGCACUUUUAGUCUUUGUUCAAAGCGACAGAUAUGCUGAGAGAAGACUUGACGGCAUGGCUAUGGGAUCUCGUACACUGACAACUUGAAUGCACUAUUGAAAGGACCCGAUUGAUGAUGUGAGGUGAGGUAUGAAGCCAUGCCGACGACUGCUCUGGAAUGUCACAACGAGUGAACGGCUAUUUUAUUCACAGACCCCUGUCUGAACGCGUUUGCCACAGGACUGCCGAGGAGUCGAAGUGAGUGGAGCACUGAGUUAAUCAGCUGGCCUCACGUUGCUCCUGGAGAGUCCUUUCACCUCCCCGCAUCUCAGUGGGAUCAUCACUUCCAUCGUCUGCCGCCUAUUCCCUUUUGUCUACCUCUACGGAAACUGGACGAGGGAACACUUUUGAGUUUAAUCUUCAAAUCCCCGUAUCAGGACAACUUGCUCGGACAUUUUACGCCUUCUUUCUUUUUUUUUUUAACCAAAUUUUUCCCAGGAAAGCGUCGUAAACACAUUUUACCCCCACCGCCAUGUGUGCUGAGAGAGAUGUGACAUUAUCUCCUGCGGAGAUCCCCAUGUUGUUCUAGCCCGUGUCUGUGUUUUGAUUCAGACAAUAGCUGAGCAUACACGGGUUCCAGACACCGACCAGAGGACCACCAAAAUAAUGGAAGCCCGCUCCGCAGUAAACACAUGGCAAAGUGAAACUUUGAAUUGUGCUAAAAGGACGAUUCUUAAAAACUGCAUGUUAUUACAGACCUAGAGAGACUGCUCAUCGUUUGGCUAAAGUCUGCUUUGGAGGCUGGAAAAAUCAUCUUUUCUGUGUGGUUGGACUCGGAACCAUAUACUAUUAAUGCAUUGUUUGGUUUUCUUCUUCACGUCAUCUUUGCUCUCUGCCCUUGUGAGGACGUCUUACAUCUCCCCCCUCCCUUAAAACCACGCGAUGAGGCAGAGCAACAGGGAACCUCUUCUUUGGAGUAAACCCUGAUGUUACACCCCUAUAGUUUGACUGAAGGAGUAACACUUAAAUAAAUAAAUAAAUCAUUUAUUUAUUCAUCCGCUCCUGAAUUAUUCUCCCUCUAUUUUCACUAACCAUGUGCGGUUGGAAAGGUGGGCUAAACAGGUUGUCCUGCCCUCCCGGAGGCGGUAUCGAUUUCCCUGCAGUCAGUGUUGAUUUGACUCAGCUAUGUGAGAGUAAGGUGAGUGAAGGCACGAGCCUCGGGAACUGAGAGAGGCUGCCGAUGCCUACUGGAGAACCGGACGGAGGUUCUUCGUUUUAGACCGGCUUCCCAAUGGGCGGGACACCCCAGAACUGGCUCACCUGGUCAGCGCCGACAACAAUGAACCAGUCCGAAGUGACGACGGACCUGAUGAUCGCCGCCAACGGCAGCCACGAGGACUUCCUGGCCGGCAGGGCCUCCAACCACUCGUGCCCCCUGGGCUGGGGGCUGAAGGAGGGCCUGGAAGCGUGCGUCCUGGAGACGGCCGUCAUCGUGCUUCUGACCGUGUUGAUUAUCGCGGGAAACCUGACAGUGAUCUUUGUUUUCCACUGCGCCCCCCUGCUGCACCACUACACCACCAGCUACUUCAUCCAGACCAUGGCCUACGCCGACCUACUGGUGGGUCUCAGCUGCCUGGUCCCCACCUUGUCUCUGCUCCACUACCCGGCCCGCGUUCAGGAGCCCAUCACGUGCCAGGUUUUCAGCUACGUCAUCUCUGUCCUGAAGAGCGUUUCAAUGACUUGCUUAGCCUGCAUCAGCGUGGAUCGCUACCUGGCAAUCACCAAGCCGCUGUCGUACAACCAGCUGGUGACGCCGUGCCGCCUGAGAGGCUGCAUCACCCUCAUCUGGCUCUACUCCAGCAUGGUUUUUUUGCCCUCCUUCUUCGGUUGGGGAAAGCCAGGCUACCACGGGGAUAUAUUUGAGUGGUGCGCCCAGUCCUGGCCCACCUCUGCCCUCUUCACAGGCUUCGUGGUGUGUUUGCUGUACGCACCUGCCGCCCUCGUGGUCUGCUACACGUAUUAUCACAUCUUUCGCAUUUGCCAGCAGCACAACAGGGAGAUCAGCGAGCGGCGGGCUCGCUUCCCCAGCCAGGAGGUGGAGGGCGGCGAGGGCAACGGCGCCGGGAACCAGGGAGGGCACGGACCAGACCGGCGUUACGCAAUGGUGCUGUUUCGCAUCACCAGCGUAUUCUACAUGCUCUGGCUGCCCUACAUCAUCUACUUUCUCCUAGAAAGCUCCAACGUGCUGACGAGUCCGGCCCUGUCCUUCAUCACCACCUGGCUAGCCAUCAGCAACAGCUUCUGUAACUGUGUCAUCUACAGCCUGUCCAAUAGCGUGUUUCGCCUCGGCAUGCGCAGGCUGUCGCAAACUAUGUGCUCCUUCAGCCACUGCGCUGCCAAUGACGGGGACUUCGGAGAGCCUAAACCAAGAAAGAGGGCGAACUCGUGCUCCAUUUGAAGGAAUUACCUGUGCAGAAUGAGGACACUGCUGGAUUUCUGAAAAUGGAAAAAAAAAAAAAAGCUUACCGGCUUGUUAAUUUGCAGCUUAUCAGGCCGUGCUGAAAAUAUCUUCUGAUGUGUCAACCUUCUGGUGACACUUGUGUAACGUUUCCUUGACAAACAAACAGAAAACGGUUUAUUAAUCUGCAGGUUUUCAAGGGGAAACGUUGUCGGGGCUGAAAUGAGGACAUUGUGACGGUGUUCUGCAGGAGCACAAAGGUUUUCAUGACCUUUACAUUCCAGGAUACGCCAAAAUCGGGCCUAGCAGGGAAGACAAAACAUUAUAAAAGAUUGACAAAACAUUUAUUUGGAUGUCAAAUGUGACUAUACUUUUUCAUGCUUGUUACAUUUUAAUUUUUUUGUUUUGAAUUUAAUUAGCCUGUCGCUGGAUGUCUUCAUGCUUUCUGUCCUUUAAGCUACAAUGUAAUGUGCAUUAAUUGUGCUCACAAACCUGUUGUGUGAGUGUGUACUACGUGCACGUGCACACAGUGACCAGGCCAACAACCACUGAUAAAUGCAGUGUGCAGUAUAUGGCUACGACUGUUUUCUUGAGGAAAGGGAGCGGUUUUUCUACAUUAAUUUAAUUUAUUCAUUUUUGGGGGGGAAUUUGAUGAGGUUGCCGAGCACAGACUUCAGUGCUUCUUGAAGUUUGAACGAAGCGUGCAGCAUCUGUAAAAAAAAACUACACUCAAUGUUAAUGUAAUUCUGUGUAGACAGUUGCACUAAAAAAAAAAAAAAAAAAAGAGGAAAAAAAAGGCAGUACAUUGCGACAUUUGACCAAGGACUGUUUCACAAUCUAAAUAUCUUGGUACUUUGAAUACAUUUUUAGAUGAAAAUUGCCAAAAUAGCCACUAAAUGAUAAUUAAUUAGGAGUAACAUGGUUAUUAUUCCAUAUUGCACAAAAGCUCCAUUUUUAUAUUUAUUUUCAGUUAUUACUAGUUUACAUAUCAGCUGAAUAUGUUUUUUUUUAACAGCUAACUGAUUCACUCCAUCUGAAAAGCACCUUAUUUCUAAACUCCAGACCAAGAGUUGAGUGGGUUUGACACCGAGGCCUCUCUGUUAAAGGCAGUCGGGUUUCUUCCUCUUAUUUCUCUCCCCAAUCUCCACCUUUAAACAUAUAAAAUAGCCCAUUUUAACUUUCCUUUUUAUAUGCAGGGCCACGAUUACUAGUCUGAGCAUAUAACCAGCUAAAUAAAUACCUAAUUUCUAAUUAUGAAUUGGUCAAAUCUCAACAGAUGUGUAAAUAUUAAAGCUUAUCAGACCUCAUCUUGUCUUGGUUUGUCGAAGAAUUGGUUGUAACAAAGCUUUUAUACCCUUUCCUUUGUUCUUUAGGUCUACAAGUUCUUUUGAUGAUAAAUAUGUCAGAUUACUGCUCUCAAACUACUAGUACAUAAGGAAAAAAUACUUGUUAAAUUUUGUGAGAGAAAAUCAGGUAAAAUUAAUAGUGGAUGUUUGCUCUAUUUCUCAUCGGCUCAAUUCGUCAUUUGUGCCAAGCAGCAGCUAAUAGUGGCGUCUCGGGCAAAGUUUGUGUUAAAAUUAGAGCCCUUAAUGGAUUGUUUGUGGAGAUUUUCUUCGAAGUGGGUCAUUACCUUUACUCUGCGAGCGGAUUGCAGUUGUUUUCUUUUACUAUAGCCUCUCAGCUCGGAGACUGUCUAUGGACAAUUAUAGGCUUUUGUCACGUAAGCGCAGAUGAUGAUAAAUGUUGUUAAAGCAAGCUAAAGGCUGGUUGGGAUUGUCACGGUGGUAUAUUCAUUCUGGUCGGUUUAGUUUGAAUGAUACACGUCUCCCAGUUGGCAUUGGUUGAAGGUUAAUUGGUUUCUGUAUUAAAACAGCUGUAAUGUAAGGAUUUUUCCCCUUUUCUGUCCUGACACUCUGGUGUAUCUUUGGUCAUUUAUGGUUCAUGUUUUAAAUCCAAUGUAUCUUUUUCUGUUCAAGAAACAAAGUGGGAAAGCAAACCUUGUCCACUGAUAUCGUUAAACGUUCAUUCCUUAUUCUAUGCUGCUUGACUGUGUCUUUAUUCUUUGUUUUAAAGCUGCAUAUUUUUUCUUUUGGUUUGGGUAUUUUUUUGGUUGUUUUUUUUUAUAAAGCUCUGGACAAGAACUUUGUCUUUGCUUUUAUUUUCUGACCUUCAGUUUCUCACAUGUGCAUAUCCAGUUAAAACAGAACAAUGUGAACAUUCAAUCAAGUUUUUGCCACCGGGGGAAUGUAUGUGUGAUAUAUGUUGGUUUUUCGGGCUGUUAUUUGUUUUAAGCUAUGAUUUGUUAAACAAGCAUCUCUCACAGAAAAACAUUUUUGUCUUUUCGACUCAUCAACACAUUUCCUUCAUCAGCCAGCUGUUACCGCAGCAGUUUGGGAUGAGCACGUCUGGUCCUGGGAGGGCUCAUAGUUUGUAUUGCUGGCUUUUGAAUUUUUAUUUACUUAAUUAAGUGAAAAGUACCUAAAUUGAAAACUAAUGCACUUAAUUUAUUUAAUAAGUAAAGUCAAUUCUUUACAAGUCUUUGAAUGGUUCUCACAGGUUUCAUAACAAAAUGAAUGAGAUCAGUGAAAUCUGCAGUUCUGAAAGCUCCACCGGUGGAUGUUGUCAUCAGCUUUCAUAAUUAUUACAUUUAAUCAAAAGUUGAUUAUUUAUUUUUUGGGGGCUGUAUAAAUAAAGUUUCUUUAUGCAGCUUUUUUUGCAUUGCAAUUUGCUCUGUAUUUGUGCCUAAAGAUGUGUUUUUGUAGUACUGGAAGAUAUGAGAAGGCUUUGCUUUUAAUGACAUUUUCCAUCUUGAUAAACAUGCCUUGUGAUUUGAUACAGAUUUAAGGAUAACUGGAUUCUGUUUUCUGAGGCUUCGUGACACAUUCAGCCAUCUCCACUAGAACAGAGAGUAAAAACAUUCGGCGAUCGGUCUGACUGCUGCCGUCGUGGUGGCGCACGUCGUCUCACGUCUGCAUCUUUGUGAUGACAGGCCGAGGCGGAUUUGACCAAGCCUUGCAAAGUCGCUUCUGCUGAAUUACCUGACCUAUAUGAGUAAUAGCAAAGGAGAAGUGCUGCAACACGUGUCAUAGACUUAUAAGGGUCUUUUAUUUUUUUAUAUUAAAGGUUUAUGUGUUUGGAGCUCCUCUGGAUCAUAGUGAAGUGGGUUUGUAGGAGAACUUUCUAGGAUCUGUGCUGAUCUGUCUUGUAUAAUCUUCACAGUGUGGUAACAACAUACAGUAUAACACAGAAGGAGUAACUUAGUAAUAACUUAAUCUAAGAUAGCUUAUUUGUUAUAAUGUAAAUGUUCAAAAUUUACUAUUUUUUGUUAUAAGCCUGCAGAUUACAGCUAUCUGUCUAUGGUUAUUGAACAAUUAUUUUGGUAGCGUUUUUAUAUUUUACUUUUUUGUUGCAGGUUAUCUAAAGUGCAUGUCUUGGCAUCGGUUUCAAAUACCCAGUUACUAAUUAAUACGUUUCAAUAAUGAAUUGUUAUUGUCUGUAUUGCACUGGCCAAGCUGACGUGGUUAAAAAAAAAAAAAAUCAAACUACAACUGGUUUCAUUUUUACUUUUGAGUGAAUUAAUAAAACCUUUCACUUGAGAGUAUAAUUAGUACAUAUUGGAUUUUUAUUUAUUAUGUUGUGUAUGAACCAUUACACAAUAUACUAUAUAUGAGAAAAAAAUGUAGCCAAUGUGUAACUGUUCUUAAUCUACUGUAAACACCCCUUAAAAAUAAAAAGGACAAAAAAACACAAAUUUCACAUGUUGUUCACCCAUUUCUGUUAAAUCAGCCACUGUAGGCUGCUGAUGUUCCUAGUAGAACGUGGGUGUAUCAAGUACACUAUCUAUUUUGUUUUAAAUUUUGUCAAAGACUAUGGUUUUGCUGUUGCUGC
Molecule: messenger RNA, 6620 nt
Organism: Cololabis saira (Pacific saury)
Lineage: Eukaryota; Metazoa; Chordata; Actinopteri; Beloniformes; Belonidae
Gene: gpr52
Product: G protein-coupled receptor 52
Exons: 1
Coding region: 1566-2732 (388 amino acids)
Biological process (GO): G protein-coupled receptor signaling pathway
Cellular component (GO): membrane
Molecular function (GO): G protein-coupled receptor activity
Source: RefSeq, a predicted model, not a curated record